AUGAUUUCAGAGCAGCAGAGCCUGGACACUCCUGGGGGAUUGUGUUUUGCUUAUAAAGUUAACAAGAAGUUAAAGAAGAUCAAGGAGAACUCGAUAACAAAAAUGGCAGUGGAGAUUCAGAGAGGAAUGCAAAACAACACUCUGUCGACACUCGCCAAGGAAUCGGUGAAGGACUACUUCCUUCCUCGGAUUUGGGUAUGUAUGUCGAGACAGCCCGAUGAAGAUUGUGACAAUAGAAAAGAGACAAUUAGACGAAUGUUGGUUUGUCUCAGGGUUGAAGACGAGGUCAUUAACUCAGCCGAUGACAGUCAUGGCCUACCCGGGCUGCUCUGCGCUCUUAGCUCUUUGCGUACCAUUGAAGGGUAA
This is a messenger RNA of Ilex paraguariensis (yerba mate), 366 nucleotides long. NCBI's taxonomy places the organism in Eukaryota, Viridiplantae, Streptophyta, Magnoliopsida, Aquifoliales, Aquifoliaceae. The record is from the annotation of a GenBank genome assembly.